Molecule: messenger RNA, 2276 nt
Organism: Fukomys damarensis (Damara mole-rat)
Lineage: Eukaryota; Metazoa; Chordata; Mammalia; Rodentia; Bathyergidae
Gene: Mterf2
Product: mitochondrial transcription termination factor 2
Exons: 3
Coding region: 1-1476 (491 amino acids)
Biological process (GO): regulation of DNA-templated transcription; termination of mitochondrial transcription
Cellular component (GO): mitochondrial matrix
Molecular function (GO): double-stranded DNA binding
Source: RefSeq, a predicted model, not a curated record
AUGGAGCCCGGUGAAGCUUUCGGCUCCGAGGGUCUUGCUGCCUGUGAAGUGGAAGUGAGCAGCGCACAAGCUAGGCUGUGUUCCCGCAGGGCGGCGCGGUGGGCACCCACACGGGCACCUCCGUUAGCGCGCUGCGCCCUCACAACCAGAAGCCAGGCUGAGAAGGAAAACAAGAGAACCGUAGAAAAGCUCUGCGAGCUUGCCGUUGACAUCAGAAAAAUCCGUCGAUUCAAAGGAUGGGUGCUUCUGGAGGAAGAGACCUACGUGGAAGAGGUGGUGAGUGUCCUGCGACAGCUGGGUGCCGACGCGGCCGCGGUGGCCAGCAUCCUGGAACGCUGCCCCGAAGCCAUGCGCAGGCUGUGUUCCCGCAGGGCGGCGCGGUGGGCACCCACACGGGCACCUCCGUUAGCGCGCUGCGCCCUCACAACCAGAAGCCAGGCUGAGAAGGAAAACAAGAGAACCGUAGAAAAGCUCUGCGAGCUUGCCGUUGACAUCAGAAAAAUCCGUCGAUUCAAAGGAUGGGUGCUUCUGGAGGAAGAGACCUAUGUGGAAGAGGUGGUGAGUGUCCUGCGACAGCUGGGUGCCGACGCGGCCGUGGUGGCCAGCAUCCUGGAACGCUGCCCCGAAGCCAUGGUCUGCAGCCCCGCUGCGCUGGCCACACAGAGGGAACUGUGGCAGCUGGUGUGCAGAAGUGAGCAGGAGUUGGUCACGCUGAUAGAGCGGUGUCCCAAGGCCUUCUUCACCAUCGGGGACCAGGAGAACCUCAGGCUGAAUGUUCAGUUCUUCCAGGAGCUGGGGCUCCGGAACCUGGUCAUCAGCAGGUUUCUGACAACUGCCCCCAGCAUUUUCCAUAACCCUGUGGAGAACAACAAACAAAUGGCCCGGGCUCUCCAGGAGAGUUUCCUGAGCAGAGGCGGGUCUGAGGCCAACAUGAGAGUCUGGCUGCUGAAAUUACUAAGCCAGAAUCCAUUUAUUUUGUUCAACUCUCCGGCGGCUGUGAGGGAAACACUAGAAUUUCUCCAGGAGCAGGGUUUCACGGACUUGGAAACGCUUCAACUUCUGUCCACACUCAAAGGGUCCCUUUUUCAUCUUUGCCCAAGAGAUAUACAGAACAGCAUUUCCUUCGCACAAAAUGCUUUGGAAUGCACAGAUCCUGACCUGAAGCAGUUAGUUCUGAAAUGCCCUGCUCUUUUGUAUUACUCUGUUCCAGUUUUAGAAGAACGUAUCCAGGGGUUAGUGAAAGAAGGGAUUUCCAUAGCUCAGAUAAGAGAGACGCCCAUGGUUCUUGAAUUAACACCACAAAUAGUGCAGUACAGAAUAAGGAAACUAAAUCUCUUAGGCUACAGAAUAAAGGAUGGACAUCUAGCAGAUCUAAAUGGAACGAAAAAGGAGUUUGAGGCUAACUUGGGCAAAAUUCAAGCCAAAAGAGAAAGACCUUUAUUUAACCCUGUGGCACCAUUAAAUGUUGAGGAGUAACUGACGGCCCUCACGUCCAGCAGUCGAGUGCAACUUUUUGGAGACCGUGCACUUCGGGCCGCUUAGCGUCACCGUUAUUUUAAGGGCCUCCUUAGCUUCUGAGUUGUGUCUGAAAUUGCUUUGACACAAUCUCUGCUUCAUGCCUGGUUUUUAAAUCACAUUUAUUUUAAAUAAAGUUGGUAACUUUACCCUUAAGUAUUACUCCUAAAAUUUAUGGGUAUGGGCUAGCACACUGGGGCACCUGUGUGAUAUUUUAUAAGUGAAAACUUUCUAGGACGUACUGCCGGCUACAGGGACAUCUCCAUUCACACAGCACUUGUCUCGGGUGCAGACCAGUCUUCCUCACCACCGCCCUGAACCCACCCCUCUGAGGUCUCAAUGUGCAGCUUAGCCUUAAGUGAAACAUUUGCAACUUCUGGUACACUUAAGAAAACAACUUUGAUGUGGGGAUAAACAUCUGGGAUAAUCAAGUAUUAUCCAAAAAUAAUAGCCUGCUUCUGGGGUCAGUUUGGUAAAACUGGCAUCAGCUGCCCUGCCCUGGGGGACACGGACCCACAUUCAUCACUUUCCUCUAUGGAGGAGGAAUUGCUUGGCAGGACCCCCGCUGCCCUGUGGCACAGUCCAGCUUUAUUAAGAUCUGAAAGGGUUCUGUUCAAACCUUGUGAGCAGGAGAGUGAGGGACCAGCAUAAUGGACUGCUGUCUUGCCAACACUGGAAUGAGUGCAAAACAGAUUUGAAGUUUUUAUGAAACGUCUGUAAUUCCAGCACUUGGGAGGCUGAGGCAAGAGGAUCACCAUGAG